This is a messenger RNA of Microthlaspi erraticum, 2028 nucleotides long. The record is from the annotation of a GenBank genome assembly. Lineage: Eukaryota; Viridiplantae; Streptophyta; Magnoliopsida; Brassicales; Brassicaceae.
AUGGCUAUGAUGUCUCACCGUCUCCGACGAGCCUUACUCACGGCUACUUCCUCUUUCAACCGAUCAAUCUCACUCUCUCCGGUGACUUCUCUCGCACCACCCGCCGAUUUCCCUACUGCCUCGGUGGUGCUACAGAGAUCCGUUCUAGGGCGUUUCACGGGAGUGAAUCGAGCUCCGGCGAGGCUGUUUUCGACGAAGCAGUACAAGCUUUACAAAGAAGGCGAUGAAAUCACAGAAGAUACCGUGCUGUUCGAAGGAUGCGACUACAAUCACUGGCUUAUCACCAUGGAUUUCCCCAAGGAUAAUCCUUUGUCUCCUGAAGAAAUGGUCUCUACCUAUGAGCAUACCUGCGCCAAAGGGCUCGGUAUCAGUUUACAAGAGGCCAAGGAGAAAAUCUAUGCUUGUAGCACAACCACUUACCAAGGUUUUCAAGCAAUUAUGACUGAGCAAGAAUCAGAGAGGUUCAAGGAGAUACCCGGAGUGGUCUUCAUAUUGCCAGAUUCCUACAUUGAUCCUCAGAACAAAGAGUAUGGAGGAGACAAGUACGAGAACGGGGUGAUCACUCACAGGCCACCGCCAAUUCAGCAUAACAGAAGACCCCGUGAUAGGUUCAACUCUAGAUCUGACCGUGGAGGAGGCGGCGGUCAAAACUUCCAAAGAAACGCACAGUAUGGUCAGCAACCGCCAAUGCAAGGUGGUGGAGGGGGCUAUGGUGGUCCUCCUCAGCAUAGCUAUGGGUCUCCAGGACAAGGAGGUCAAGCUCCUCCUCCAUUUCAGGGAGGUUACAACCAAGGCCCUGCGGGAUCUCCACCACCUCCUCCGUAUCAGGCGGCGGGUUACAAUCAAGGCCAGGGGUCUCCCGUGCCACCAUACCAAGGAACACCAGGCGGUUACGGUCAAGGUGGACCUGGGAACUAUAGCCAAGGGCCGCCACAAGGAGGUUACAACCAAGGAGGUCCACAAGGAAAUGGAAACUUGGGUCCUGCACCGGGAGCUGGAAAUCCUGGAUAUGGUCAGGGAUAUUCUGGAGCUGGACAAAUCAGCGGAGGAACAUUAAGGGCAUCUGAUGAUUUUCCGGUCGAUAAGUACCUAAUCGAACUCAAAGACGAGGCGUCAAAGUUACAAUACAUCUUCGAAUACAUAACUUUCAGAGAUCUUCUCAUCGACUGCAACUACCGCGGAGGAGCAAUCGCCGUCAUCAAUUCUCUCCGGACAAGCAUAGACAACUGUUACAUCACACGAUUCGGAAACACGAAUGGGAUUCUUGUCCAAAGCGGACACGAGACUUACAUUCGGAACACGUUUCUUGGUCAGCACAUAACAGCCGGCGGAGACAGAGGAGAGAGAAACUUCACCGGAACCGCCGUGAAUCUGAUGGGAAACGAUAACGCCGUCACGGACACCGUCAUCUUCUCCGCCGCGAUUGGGGUGAUGAUAUCAGGACAGGCAAACUUAUUGUCCGGUGUGCACUGCUAUAACAAAGCAACCGGUUUUGGAGGAACCGGGAUUUAUUUGAGAUUACCCGGUUUGACUCAGAACCGCAUUGUGAAUUCUUACAUGGAUUACACCGGUAUCAUCGCGGAAGACCCGGUUCAGCUACAGAUUUCCGGUACAUUUUUCUUGGGAGAUGCGUUUAUCUUGUUGAAAUCGAUGUCCGGUGUGGUUAAAGGGAUUAAUAUCGUCGACAAUAUGUUUUCCGGGUCGGGUAAUGGGGUACCGAUUGUGAAAUUGGAUGAGUCGAGAAAGGCGUUUCAUGACGUUGACCAAGUGGUGGUGGACCGGAACAGUGUGAACGGAAUGGCAAUGAAAUCGACGGUGGCUAAAGGAUCGGUCGAUGGAAACGGGACGUCUUGGACCGUUGAUUUUAACCCGGUUUUGUUGUUCCCGAAUUUAAUCAAGCACGUGCAGUACACGCUCGUAGCUGACGGGUUUCCUGUUCACGCGCUAAGGAACGUUUCGGGUAAUCGAGUUAUGGUUGAGACAAAUGCUCCUGUUACUGCAACAGUUUAUGUAACAGUCGAUCAAUGA